Messenger RNA from Drosophila busckii, 1012 nucleotides. RefSeq names its product trypsin-4. Bases 122 to 1012 code for a protein of 296 amino acids. Gene Ontology annotation, molecular function: serine-type endopeptidase activity. Gene Ontology annotation, biological process: proteolysis. The transcript has a single exon. NCBI's taxonomy places the organism in Eukaryota, Metazoa, Arthropoda, Insecta, Diptera, Drosophilidae. The record is from RefSeq and is a predicted model, not a curated record.
AUUGAGACAAUCGAAUAUAUUUGCAUAUAUUGAAAGGCAGCAAGCAGGUCAAAAGUUAAGCAAGCAAGCAAAAUGGCAAACAGUUCUUGGCAGCAGCUACAGUUAAGCGGUUGUGGCCAAAAUGAAGUGGAUAGUGUUGGGAUGUGUGCUGGGUAUAGCAGCGGCACAAACAGGCGCUGGUUACUAUAAGGAUAAUGGCACACACUAUUUGCUGUAUGAACAUGGCAUGACGAAGCCACCACCACCACCACCACAGAUAAGCAGCAAUCCCAAUAUAAAUGCUAUAGAGCAGCUGGAGCUGCAGAAUUUACCAACGCGCAUUGUGAAUGGCAAACGAAUUGGCUGCGCUCGAGCGCCUUAUCAAGCUGCUUUGCACUAUCGCGGGCAGCUCAUUUGCGGCGGCAGCGUGCUGAAUCACGAUUGGGUGCUAACUGCAGCGCAUUGUGUGGAGGACAAGGGACGCUAUGAAGUGCGCGUGGGUUCGAUGGAUCAGCAGCGCGGCGGGCAAGCGCAUCGUGUGGCCAAAAUUGUGCCACAUGCCAACUACGAUGACUUUAGCAUGCAACAUGAUUUGGCGCUGCUGCGUCUGGCAACGCCGCUGCAAUACGCACGCUGCGUGCAGCCCGUGCGUUUGCCUACGGAUUACACUGAACUGCUGCCGGAUUGUUAUUUGGUCAGCGGCUGGGGAUUGAGCAAAGUGUCGGAUGCGAAUGUGCAGCGCUAUUUGCGCGGCGUUACAGUUUGCCAAAUCAGUCGCCAGCAAUGUCGGCGCAUGUAUCGCAAGGCAGAUGUGCAGAUCUAUAAGCAAAUGAUUUGCGCGCAGCGCUCCGGACGUGACAGCUGCUCCGGCGAUUCGGGUGGGCCGCUCGUAGCUGAGGACACGCUCUAUGGCGUCGUUAGCUUUGGCAUUGGCUGCGCCAACAAAGAUUAUCCUGGCGUCUAUGUGAAUGUGCGACGCUACAUUGGCUGGAUACGCAAGACUACCAAGCAAUACGAUAAACAAUUAAUAUAA